GCCAGUCGCGCUUUCCGGUCGGUGUUUUAUAAAUACUGCAGACAGUCGAAGAGUGCAGCGAACACGGUAGUUGCUGUAAAAUCACGAAUCCCAACGGACAAAGUUGUUGCCUGUUGCGCGAUCUGAUCUAACCCCGAUAGAAUAAAAAAGAAAACCCUCAAAGUUUCGUAUAACGUUAUAAAAUUAUUAUAUCGUGAAGUUGAAGAAAAGGUGUUUGGCUAGCGGUGGUAGUGGUGACAUUUUCAUGGAUUAAUUGUGUCUCGGAUUCGUGAGCGAAUUCUUGGAACGAAGUGCCAAAGUGUACAGUGUGUACACGUGUGUGUGUGUGUGUGUGUGUGUGUGUGUGUGAGUGGGUGAACGAAAGUUGGGAAAGAACACUCUUGGUGAAUAGUAUUCGAGAAAAGUGAUAAGAAACCCGUGUUUCGGGGAAGUUUGAUAAGAAAUGAUAGAGUGAUCCUACUAUAAGCUGCAACUGUUCCCCAACGAGAACAUCGUUUUGUCGAGUUUUAUUUUUUGGUACGAUUAUAUUCAGGGUUCAUCGACUUUUUCGCAAGAUCGAAUGGCUGAUCACAACGAGCUAGCGGAAGUCCAAUGAUCAUCGUUCACCACGAAAUGACAAAAUCUGAAUAUCUCUGCGUUAAUCAAAACGGAUUGUUAAGCUCAUUUUCGACUUUUGGCUUCCGCACGAGCCCGUGGCACACGAUUGACUACCGUCUGUCAGAAUGAGCUUAAUGAAGAAGGCGAUCGGCGGCUCCAUUCACAGGAUACGCGAAUUCGAGCUCGAGAAGGUGAAUCUGAUCGACGAGUUCGAUAUCCUGCAAAUCGUCGGAGAGGGAUGGUUCGGCAAGAUUUUGCUUACCGAACAUCGAAGCACCCAGACGGAGAUGGUGCUGAAGGCGCUACCGAAGGCGUACACCGGGAUAUCGGACUUCUUUCGGGAAUUCCAUUACGGGUUACACCUGGCGGCCCACAGGAACAUCAUCACCACCUACGACGUGGCCUUCGAGACCGCUGGAUUCUACGUUUUCAGUCAAGAAUACGCUCCCCUUGGAGAUUUAACGUCCAACGUGACAGAGACGGGUUUAGGCGAGCUGCACGCGAAGAGGGUGGCCCGACAACUGGCUGCAGCGGUGCAUCACAUCCACAGCCGCGAAUUGGUGCAUCGUGACAUCAAGCUCGACAACAUCCUCGUGUUCAAGAGCGAUUUCUCGAGGAUCAAACUGUGUGAUUUUGGCGAGACCAGGCGGGUUAACACUGUGGUGCGAAGGCACAACGAGUGGCUGCCGUACUCGCCGCCUGAGGUAUUGCAGAUCGACACUGACGAGACGUACAAAGCUCUCACGUCGCACGAUGUCUGGCAAUUCGGCAUUGUCCUAUUUGUCUGUCUGACCGGAUGCUUGCCGUGGCAGAAGGCGGCGUUGGACGACCCGCGUUACACCAGAUAUCAAAACUGGCACAACGCGACGUUGAACAUAGCCAAGAAACCGAAAUUAUUUCAGCUGAUCAGCUCACGGGCGCAGAGGAUGUUCAAGCGUCUACUGGAUCCAAAGGCGGAGAAGAGGCCCGUCAGCGUGCUGGAGGUAAACAAAUACCUGGAGGACAGGUGGUUAGCGAAACUGGGUGUGGAGAAGGCGAUGAACGGUGGCGCCGACGAGAGGGACGAGUUGUGCCCAUCGAUGUACAGCUUCCACAGUUCCUUGGAGGAGAAGAACCAGCUCCUUCACACUCUGACCACGUACGGUAUCGAAACCACGGUUGACAGGGCGAAGAAGAAGGACCGUAUCAGGGAAUGGAUCCAAGCGAGCGCGAUAGUCGAGGAGUACGAAGAGGACGAGUCGGAUUUGAACGAGGACAUCCGGUUCUACGAGGACGAGGACGAGGAACCGAGUUCCAUGAAGGGAAGACACUUCCCGGAGACUCGUCCGAUCGCGAAAAACGAAUCGAAAAGACACAGGCACAGAACGAACGCAUCGACAGCUAGGAAGAGACAAUCCGUCAAACCAACCGAGAGGAAAAUUCCGUUCGCCCCUCAGGUAGCCGAGGAACGACAGACGAUCGCAAGAUUCGCCAGUUUCCCCAACGGUGACCCUAAUCUAGCGGUGCUGAAGAACGGUACCAAUGGUAACCCGGUCUCCGCCAGGUUACCCUUGAAAAUCGAUUCCAACUCGGAGGAAACGAGGUCCGUCGGGAACGCUAACGGGCAGCUGAAUAAUUCGAAGAGUUUGAACGUCUCUCGAGACGAAUCGUUAGCCACGAGCGGGUUCAAGUCCAACUUACCCAUCCAGGAAACUGUUCCCGAACUCGCCAACUCUCUGGACGUUCAAGAUCAAAGUUCGAACGCGGCAACGGGCGGAGGUGAUCGAAGUUUGCCGAGGAGCCCGCAGAUACCGGCUAGAAAGCAUCGCUCGCAAACUGCCCCGUUUCCGGCGCCGACGUCGCCCGUGCUGAACGGAAGUCGAGCCGAGUCCGCCAAGAGGAGCCAGUCGACCACGGUACUGGCCACCGGGCAGACGGAAAGAUCGACCCCGACGAUCCAUCGAUCGACCGACAGGUCAACCGCGAUGGCGAACCAAUCGAACGGGCAAUCGUCGACGGCAACGACGAUGGCUCGGGGCGAAAGGUCGACCCCACAGCCGGAGAAUCGAUCCGCGGCGCAAUCAAUGUCUCGAGUAGAAAAUCAAUCCACGGUAAUGCUGCCGGCGACGGCUCGAGUGGAGAAUCAAUCGAGUAACGCUUUGCAGCUGGCCAGGAACGAGAAAUCCGCGACCGGGCUAGUUCCCUUGGCGGCCACAAAUCCGCUGACGAUGUCGGUCGCCUCUCAUCUCGUGAUGCAGAGCUUCAACGCGUUGCAGGGCAUCAACGCGGCCGCCAACGACUCUGGUACUCCAGUAAAUUCGACUUCGAAUUUGCCCCCCUCGUCAAGGAACAGUCCGAAUUCCAACCACAGCAAGAUGUCCACACCGAAGAACAGCCCCACGACCACUCCCGUAAGAACGUCCACGCCGCCGAGGCAUAAGAUGAAUCAACGAGCCGAGGAGACGGUGUUUUAUGGGAAAGAUCCGUUCGAACAUUACGGUAUCGCCCAGGGAGCGAUCAUGAGGGGUGAGAAUGCUAGACGUGGCUCGCUUGAAAGCGGCAGCAGAUCCGCUAGCAACUGAACGAUCCUGUUUGAUUUUGGUAUUGCACCAGAAUUUAUGUAAAUGUUGAAUAGUGACGAUUGGAUGUUGGAUAUACGUACAUCGUGUUCUGGUUUGAUAACGGUUUCUGCGGGUUAGCUCUGAGCGGAUGGAAACUGAAGAAUGGAAAAUGGAUGUUGCUAAUUAGGAUCCGCUUUUUCUGCUACAUCUGAAAAGAAAUUAAAUAUAUGGUUACUAUAGGUGGAAUAAAUGAAAUGUUCUUGGACGACGACAUUUUCAAAAUAUGAAAGAUUUAUACUACGUUACGGCUGUCUAAAUAUUUCUUAAAAUAGUAGAUUGAUUUUUUAACGAAUUAUCGUAGAAAACAGACCCAUGAUAGACCCAUGCUAAACAGGACUUGAUGCUAGUAAUGAACUUAAUCGAAGAUUGCCUUCUACUAUAACUACCAAAAUAUUAUUUAAGAAGCCAGAUGAAUUUUUCUCUACGAAUACUUGCAAUCGACAAAUGAUUCGACACGAAAAUCAAACUGGAUAAUCGAGUUUUGUAUCGAACGAUGCACCGUUUAGUGUCUUCCUUCCAUUUGUUGGAAACGAGCCAUGGCAAGGGCCAUUAUAGCGAUUCUUUUGUCCCUUCACGUUGGUCCUCGCAUUAUGUAGCUGCUGCACAAACUACGCUCCAUGGAAUAAUUCACGGAUUAUUUUAUUUCAUUGCGCCCCAGAGGAUGAAUCAUUGAAGCGGACAGAAAGGUAACGACGAUCGAGCGCGGCUACCAACACCGAUGUUUUAUUUGUAUCUGAACUUGUGUGUCGUGUAUUUCAGGAACAAUUUACACGCGAACGUCGAUCAGCCAGGAACGAAUUUUGGUACGUUGCUCCCGGAAAACGUACGCGUCCGCGUUUCUCCGCCUGGUCGUCUCGCGAUCGAACCGUUCGUUCGAUCGCCACCACCCCUUCAAACGGCAUUAGCGUAAUUGAAACGUAAAUAUUACGGUGCACACGCGACGACAAACUUUAUCGUGGGUAGUCCAAGGUGUGGCCAACUGAUUGUGACGUGAAUUCGAUUAAUUGUGAUACUAGUAGAGUGAUCUUUAAAUUACCGAGGCGGUUUUAGCUUCAAGAUGUAUGCUUAAUAUGUUAAUGUGAAAUUGAUCCGAAAGAUAUCUUGUAUUCCAUAAAUAAUAAUUAAAGAUAGAAUAUAUGCUUUAGAAUAUUUGUUUCUUUUUUUUCGUUAUUAUUAACACUCGACUGUCAUAAUGAAAAUGAAUGUUCGUAGACGAUUAAUGUUUAAAUUUAGGCUUGCAAUAUGUUAGAAAAAUAAUUUUUAAGAAAAUUAAAUUUUGUAUGAAGAGAAUUCAUUUUUUUCCUCGGUAGUGGAUUAUUUUUUUUUUGUAUUGUUCUUGAAUAAAAAUAGGGAGAAAGAUUGCAUACACGAAGCAAGUUGUCUUACGGCAAAGAUCACAGAUGGCACCCAAUGCUGCGAGCUAAGGGUGAACUGUAUGAAAUGUUACGAGCAGUUGCCUUAGGAAAUUCUUCUGUGAUGUUUCAAGGUCUUUUGGCGUGAAUUAUGCUUAUAUAUAUAUACAUAUGUAAGUUUAUCCACUUGUGUAGGUCAUAUUUCAAAUUAAAGUAAAUUAAAAAAAUAUUAGUGUAAGAUAGAACAAUAGUCAUUCCUAUAUUUUGAAUUGUACAGUUUCCAAUUAGAUUCUUAUGUAAUGUACUAGAGUUUGUUCCUUUUUAAUUAAUAUUUAUCCUUUUACCCUGUUAAAAAAAAAUUAAUUAUAAGACAUUGCGAUUGUACCAUAUUAAUUAUCUUCGAUAAACGUGAAUUAUUAAUGAAUCAUGUGACAUAGAAUGUGUUAAGCUUUACCUAUAGUUUUAACUUGAAAAUAAAAAAUACAAAAUAAAGGAUGUUUAAUAAUCAAGCAACAGGCGAAAAUACCUUUCAAGAAAUCACCCCUGCAGGGUUACAAACUUUUUAAUUACUGUAUCCUAAUACUUCUUUGUGUAAGAUAAUAAAAGAUUUAUUAAUUAAAAAGAAA
Messenger RNA from Osmia lignaria (orchard mason bee), 5175 nucleotides. RefSeq lists its product as uncharacterized. The record is from RefSeq and is a predicted model, not a curated record. Gene Ontology annotation, molecular function: protein serine/threonine kinase activity; ATP binding. Gene Ontology annotation, biological process: protein phosphorylation. Lineage: Eukaryota; Metazoa; Arthropoda; Insecta; Hymenoptera; Megachilidae.